AUAUUGUGUAGGUGAAAUCUACCAAUUAUAUGAAACAAUCCAUUUGAGUUUUGCAUCCAAUUGCUGAUUCUAUCAAAACCAAAAGAUCCGGGGAGUGUAUUUCGACAACUUCCUCCAAAGACUAGUCGAAGUAGAUGACCUAAACUAUGGAUCAACCACUAUUCAUGAGUUGAUAGUACUUCAAGUAUGAAUGAUAGUGGGAAUCUAGUAAAUCCAAGAGCAAGUCAAAAAAAAGAAGGAAUUCUCUUAAUCCGUAACCUUUGUUUUUCUUUCUCUUUCUUUUAUUUAUCACAUCUCCGCUCAAAAUCUUAUGUUGUAACUGUAGGGUGGCCUCAAAUCCUCACACAAUCAACCGCAUCAAAGACUUUGCGACUAGAUUAAACCUUCACCUCAUCUGUUUGGUAGAAACCAAAGCUGACGUUUCUAGGACUCAACUUUUGCAAAAUUUUCCAAAAGAAAUGGGAAUGGGCUGCCAACCUUGCGUCAAGUCUCUCAAGUGAAAACUCCAAGAAUCAAGCGAGACAGGGACAAGUAUUGAAGAGCCUUGUAUCCGAAUAGGGAAGGAGAAAGUGGGGUUCAAUAAUCGAGAAAGGGAGACAAAUUGGAAUAAUCACAGAAGAAUUAACGAAAGUUGGUGGACUCCUAAAUCUGUUAUCUUCAAGCCCUGCUAGGACAAUCGAAUGAGUGCACGCUCGGGAGCUGCAUUGGGGAAUCAUGGGCGGCGUGAUUGGAGAUGGUUUUCAGGAGCUGCGAAGAGACGCAACGCUAGCGAGGGCUUUCGGGAAGGGAUGGCAACGAAGCAGCCACAGACUGUCUACUUCUCCUUGGUCUUUCUUUUCUGUCAUCUCCUCCUAAGACGGUGCGAUGGGCAGCAAGCAUACCUGAACAACGACCAACUGGAUUGCAACAAAAACGGCUCCAACACACUCGGCUACCAGUGCAACGGCGCUGCCAAAUCGUGUGACAGCUACCUCAUUUUCCGAUCUCAGCCCCCAUACCAGUCACCUGUGCAGAUCGCAUCUCUCUUCUCAUCCAACACGAGCGCCAUCUCCGCCAUCAAUGAUAUCCCUGAGAACUCCUCCGCCCUCGAUGGUUCCCAACUCAUUGUACCCAUCCCUUGCUCAUGCUCCUCCAGUUACUACCAGCACAACGUGUCCUACACCCUCAAACCCCAGGAUCUCUAUUUCUCUGUGGCCAACAACACCUACCAGGGUCUCUCCACCUGCCAAGCCCUCAUCGCUCAGAACCCGUCCCUCCCGGCCACCAGCCUUAACCCCGGAGACAUAAUCACCGUCCCCUUGAGAUGCGCCUGCCCCACCAGAAGCCAGAUCAACCAAGGCGUCCGAUUCCUGCUCACCUACACCCCAGUCUUUGGCGAAGAUGUCCCAACCCUCGCCUCCAGAUUCAACGUCACAGCUGACUCCAUUGUUAAUGCCAACACCCUACCAACCGGUGACACCAUAUUCCCUUACACCAGCCUUCUCAUCCCUCUCCCAGCCUCUCCCUCCAAGGCACAGACCAUCACCCCUCCUCCUCCCCCUGCCACGCCUCCGCCGCCUCCGCCGCCUCCUACUCCUGCAUCGGGUGGAGGUGGCGAUGGCAGUUCUGACAACAAGGGUCUGUAUAUCGGGGUCUCCAUUGGGGCGGCUGCUAUUCUGAUCCUGUGUGGCGUUGUAAUCUGGUUUGUGUGCCGGGGUAGACGGCGUCGAUCCGAGCCGUCAUCUUUCCAAGAUAGCAAGGAAGGGUCUGCUGGGCACGGUGUGUUGUCCACCAAGAGCUCGACGGCACCUGGGAUAGGUGGAAUAGGUGUGUCUGACGAGAUCCGCAUCGCCAUCGAGUCGCUGACCGUAUACAAGUUCCGAGAGUUGAACGAAGCGACUGGAUCUUUCCGGGAAGAGCACAAGAUCAAGGGUUCCGUGUAUCGGGGGGUGAUCAAUGGGGAUGAGGCAGCCAUUAAGCAGCUCAAAGGGGAUGUCUCCAAUGAGAUCACCAUUCUUAAGCAGAUCAACCAUUCCAACGUGAUCAGGUUGUCUGGUUUCUGCGUGCACGAGGGCAACACUUUCUUGGUUUACGAGUUUGCGCGAAAUGGCUCGCUCGCCGACUGGCUCCAUCACAGCAACAAGGACAAGGACGACAACAGCAAGUACCCUCCUUCUGAUCCUUGUUCAUGUCUUAGCUGGAAGCAAAGGGUCCAGAUCGCCUGCGGUGUCGCAGAUGGGCUAAGUUAUCUUCACAACUACGCCAAUCCCCAGUACGUUCACAAGGACUUGAGAAGCAGCAAUAUCCUCCUAGAUGGUGAGUUCACAGCCAAGAUUGCGAAUUUCGGCCUGGCGAGGUCAGUGGAGAGGAGGGAAGCACUUCAGCUCACCAGACAUGUCACUGGUACACAAGGGUACAUGGCACCGGAAUACCUCGAGCAUGGUCUCAUCAGCCCCAAGCUGGAUGUUUUCUCCUUUGGCGUUGUGCUGCUGGAGAUAUUAUCAGGGAAGGAGGCGGUGUCCCUAAGGGAAAAGGAGGGUGGUGAGGAGAAGGAACAAGUGCUCUUGUCGGCGCGGAUAGGACCAAUGCUCAGCGCAGAAAAUGUGCAGAGUGAGCUGAGAGAUUUUAUAGACCCUUGUCUUGCGGACGAGUACCCAUUCGAUUUAGCCUAUGCCAUGGCUCAGCUGGCUAUGCGCUGUGUGGCUCGCGACCCGUCUUCCCGACCAGACAUGACCGAGGUUCUUGUGACGCUGUCAGCUAUCUAUCACUCUACUUUGGACUGGGAUCCAUAAGAGGCUCCGCUCUCUGGUUCUGUGCUGUGAUUCAUGCACUGUGAGCCAAUUGAACAGUAUACACUCUGUAUCCUCAUCACACUAAUUACGUACAUGUCUGAGCGCCAAAAAUAAAAACGUAGCCAGAUUAGUCUUAA
This is a messenger RNA of Dioscorea cayenensis subsp. rotundata (Guinea yam), 2908 nucleotides long. Its product is annotated as protein LYK5. The coding region runs from base 681 to 2771 and encodes 696 amino acids. The record is from RefSeq and is a predicted model, not a curated record. Gene Ontology annotation, molecular function: ATP binding; protein kinase activity. NCBI's taxonomy places the organism in Eukaryota, Viridiplantae, Streptophyta, Magnoliopsida, Dioscoreales, Dioscoreaceae. The transcript is spliced from 6 exons. Gene Ontology annotation, biological process: protein phosphorylation.